This is a messenger RNA of Frankliniella occidentalis (western flower thrips), 1540 nucleotides long. Its product is annotated as alpha-tocopherol transfer protein-like. Bases 179 to 1090 code for a protein of 303 amino acids. Gene Ontology annotation, cellular component: membrane. The transcript has 7 exons. Gene Ontology annotation, molecular function: phosphatidylinositol bisphosphate binding. NCBI's taxonomy places the organism in Eukaryota, Metazoa, Arthropoda, Insecta, Thysanoptera, Thripidae. The record is from RefSeq and is a predicted model, not a curated record.
GACGGAUCAGAUCAGGGCGUUGAGGUGUUCUGCUCGUCUGGAGCCGCGGCGGGGUGCGGCGAGGUCCUCCAGCCGGCCCGGCGGCCGCUGGCCCAGCCCAGAGGGUUUCGCGGACGCGUUAUUCAGGUCAGAGUUGCUCAACCCUGCACGACCAGCCGUCCGGCCCCAGUAAAACAGGAUGGCGCCGAUAGGACAGUUGCCGCAGCCCUUCCUGGAGCCUGAUCGGGUGCCGAAGCCUACGGAUCGGGACAAGGAUGUGGCUACCAUCAGGGCUUGGGUCAACACACAAACCCACCUGCCGCCCCUCACAGAUGACCACUUGCUCCUGUUCCUGCACAGUUGUAACUACGCACAGGACCGCACCCAGAAGACCAUCGACAGUUACUUCACCACGCGCACCAACGAAACUUAUCUGUUCAGCGACAAAGACCCCCGAUCCGGGGACCUGAAACACGUCUUCGGAGUCGCGGAGCUCGUGGCUUGUCCGGAGCGCACCAAGGAGGGCUACGGCGUACUGCUCUACCGCCUGACUGACUUCGACCCAUCCCACGUCGACCUGCUCCAGGGCAUGAAGUCGUUUUUUGCUUUCAACGACGUUCGCCUCAGCGAGGACGGCGUUAUACCCGGCUACGUGGUCGUCUUCGACAUGCGUGGCAUCACUCUGUCGCACCUGGCCAUCGUGACGCUCUCUGGCAUCCGCAAGUUCAUGCACUAUAUCCAGGAAUGUCACCCAUGCCGGCUUAAGGCUAUUCACGUUAUCAAUACUGUGAAGUGGUUUGACAAGAUUCUAACCAUCAUUAAGCCCUUUGUGAAAAGCGAGCUUCUGCAAAUGCUGUCAAUGCAUGGAGAAGACCUCAGUACCAUGUUCAAGACUAUCCCCCAGAGCGUCCUGCCUGCUGAUUAUGGUGGAAAAGCUCCUCUCUGUAAGGAGCUUCAUGAUGCACAUGUUAAGCUGAUGGUGGAUAAGUACACUCUAUGGCUGAAACAAGAGGAAUCACUUCGUGUAGAUGAAAAGAAACGGCCUGACAAAUGCAAGAUUCCGAAGUUUAACACUAUGGAAGGUUCAUUCCGUUCCUUAGCAAUCGACUAAAGUACAAAUUUAGUUUAUUGGUAAUUCGUUAUUUUAAAUUCACUGGCUUCACUGCCUUUUUUCUGUUUCAAAACGAAACAGUCUGUACCAUUUUUGUUUUUUCGUUGUUUUGUAUUAUUUUUUCGUUUCUCACUGCGGUACUUUGAACAUAAGUUUAAGUUUUAUUUUCAUCUUGCAAAAUUAAUUGAAUGUGUAACUAAGAUAAUCCGCACUUCAAUGUGCGAUCACCCUCCUCUCGUACUUUCCCUCGCAAUUUUGUGAUCCUGAUACUUCUUUUAAACUGUGAUCAAUAUUCUCCAUUACUAGAUUUAUGACAUUGUAAUGAAAUGUGCUGGACACAUCACAUUACUGUUUAGUUUGCUGCAUUCGUUGUUUCAUUGUUAAAUGAGCUACAUUUUCAUGAAAAUCAAAUUAUCAGUAGAACGCCCAAUAAAUCUUUUCAAAUCUAAA